Messenger RNA from Coccinella septempunctata (seven-spotted ladybird), 711 nucleotides. RefSeq lists its product as uncharacterized. The record is from RefSeq and is a predicted model, not a curated record. The transcript has 2 exons. Lineage: Eukaryota; Metazoa; Arthropoda; Insecta; Coleoptera; Coccinellidae. The coding region runs from base 74 to 694 and encodes 206 amino acids.
GGCAUGUCAAUUUGACAUGCAUAAACAGAAACAAAUCACGUAAAAAUGUGAAGAAAUUUUCAGUAAAUUUAAUAUGGUUUCUUUCUUAGAUGAAAUCCUCCUUUGUCUGAGUUAUUUAGCGGUAGCAUUCAUUUCCCUCAAUUGCCUCAACAUUUACGUCAGUUUCGUUGGCACAGAAGCUAGAAGUUUCGCUUAUGGAUUAUUCAUAAUCAAUGGUAUUUAUGGCAUUGGAGGAGCCAUAAGUGCAGUGACCUCUGGUUUGGACCACGUCCAGGUGAUUUUUUACGCGGCUGAAAUAUCUUUGGUCCUGCCAUUUCUCACAACUGAGAUGUGGAUUCAGAAGAAUCUCUUCCCGAAGCAACAAGAACUGGUCUACGUCCCCUGUCUGCUGGGAGUACUACCUUUCUUCUCAUUCAUCAUGCUUGGAGUGAUCAGAAUUGAUCUCGUAGAACUCUGUUUGGUAUAUUGCUGUGUGUGCACAGCAUACGUAGGAUACAGCACUAGGGAUUAUCUGGUUGUAGCUGGAAGUCUCUUGUUUUAUCUGGCCUAUUGUAUGCACUUCAGAGGAAAAGUGAAAAUAUCUAAUGUUCUGCUCAUUUUUUUCACCCUCUGUUCCCUUGGAUCGAUUUGUCCGAAUUGUGUGGACGAAACCAGGAAGAAAAGCGAUUUUCCUUUCAAGGAACUCGGCUUUUAAUAAAAAAUUGAAAAGAA